Molecule: messenger RNA, 2751 nt
Organism: Microsporum canis CBS 113480
Lineage: Eukaryota; Fungi; Ascomycota; Eurotiomycetes; Onygenales; Arthrodermataceae
Product: APUM2
Exons: 5
Coding region: 1-2751 (916 amino acids)
Biological process (GO): nuclear-transcribed mRNA catabolic process, deadenylation-dependent decay
Cellular component (GO): cytoplasm
Molecular function (GO): mRNA 3'-UTR binding
Source: RefSeq, a predicted model, not a curated record
AUGGCAGCUAUUGGAAUCCCCAACGCAGCUCCACAGCAGACACUAAACAUUAGUGUAACCCAGGCUCGGACCAACGGUCGAAACUCUGCCUCUUCAGUUGGCUACGCCAGCGAAAGGGUUACUCUCCAGACAUCGACUGCCUUGGGAAAUGGAGGCUGGAACAACAACAUCUGGUCACGCACACCAAUCACUGGUAUUUCCAGCACCAUGGUGGAGAGUGUACAUCCAAAAGCGGCUACUACCGCUGGCGGUGAUGCGGUGACUGGAUCCCGUUCUCUUCUGCCUUCAUCAGAGGCCGAGGGUUGGGCUGGUCAGUCGCUCCCUUGGAAUUGUUCCCCUAGCUCCAGUUCCCAUGCAUCUUCCGUCAAUCCAGGAGGCAACACUCCCCCAGGGCAUUCUGCCACUGUCAACUCCAUCAGUCGGAGUGAAGCUUUCUCUUAUUUGCCAGCCUCUCAAUCAUCUACUUCCAAUACCCGGGUUCCAAACUGGGGCCACUACCACACGUCCUCAGGGUCUACUCCGUCAUCGGCCACUGCGUUUGACAACAGUGUCGGAAGAAGCAGUCAGCAUGCCUCUAUCAACAUGAUCACUAACGGAAAUGGUACCCACAAUGGAUUGCCGGGUCAGGAAACCCCAGUGAACCCAUUUGACCAUAACAACACCCUCCCCUUCAGAGAAGCCCCUCGACCAAACGACCAAGCUUCCUACUUUCCUCCUACAUCAACCAUGAGUUUGGCUUCCAUGACACCCUCAUCGAGUCAUUUUGGAACUGGCACCCCACGCCAUUCGAUAUCUACUGGCCAUGGCAGACCUAGCUUAGCAGAAGAUGAGCUGGCAGCUGCUCUUUCCAAGAUCGACGUCAAUGUUGCUGGUGCGCUAGCUGAACACCGGCAGCAAGCCCUACCUCCAAGACCGUCAUUCCAGCAACGUGCAUCUUAUGACGCUGUAUUGUCCCGCGCCAACUAUGUCAUGGACGCAGAAGAGACCCAUCCCCAGUACGCAACGUAUUCGCGGAACCUCUCCUCUCCUUCUGUUACUCUGCCUUCUCUCAUCAGAAGACAAGAACGCGCCCAUCGGUCCCUUGAACAACAACGCAACUCCAUCCCUGGUUACUACUCCAGCGUCGAUGGCCAAAUCCAAGAACCUAUGAGCCAGGGGAUGUACUCCCCCAGAUUCCGUUAUCCUACAAAUGACCGCGUCCAGAGUCCGGAGGAGCAAGCUGAGAUAUUGGCUCAGGGACUGCGCGCUAUCCAGCAGCAACAACAUGAGCAGGCAUACCCCUCAGUCCCCAUGAGUCAACUUCCCGGCGGCAUUCACUUGCCCCCUGGCUAUAGAUACGCCACAUUCCAACCCGCCCAGCCUAACGGUGUGCAUCCUGUCCAAUUACCCGUCUAUCCAAUUACCGGAUUCGGUCCUGUAUCGCCAUCUCUGGUUCAGAAGCCUUCAACUUCGGACCAGGACUCUAACCAGGCAACUCGCAGUCCAGUUUUACAGGAGUUUAGGGCAAACAACAAAGGUAACAAACGCUAUGAACUAAAAGAUAUCUACGGUCACAUCGUCGAGUUCUGUGGAGAUCAGCACGGCUCUCGCUUCAUUCAACUGAAACUCGAAACUGCAAACAGUGAUGAAAAGGAGCGGGUAUUCCAAGAAAUCCGACCAAAUGCCGUACAGCUCAUGAUGGAUCUAUUUGGCAAUUAUGUCAUCCAGAAACUCUUUGAGCAUGGCAACCAAGCUCAGAAGCGUCUUCUUGCACAGCAGAUGCAGGGUCAUAUUUACUCUCUGUCCGUUCAAACAUAUGGAUGCCGCACCGUUCAAAAGGCACUCGAACACGUCCUCGUCGAACAACAGGCCACGAUGGUCAAGGAACUCGAAGACAGCGUGAUGAAAUGUGUCACAAACCAAAAUGGCAACCAUGUCAUCCAGAAGGCUAUCGAGCGCGUUCCUAAUGAGCAUAUUCGAUUCAUCAUUGAUGAGUUCCGUGGCCAAAUCCCACGCUAUGCUACCCAUACUUAUGGGUGUCGGGUAAUCCAGCGUAUGCUAGAGCACUGUCCUUUGGCGGACCGUCUAUCCAUACUUGCUGAAAUUCAUGCUUGCACCCCCAGUCUCAUUUCGGAUCAAUAUGGCAAUUAUGUCAUCCAGCACAUCAUUGAGUUCGGAGAGGAAGCAGACAAGAAUAAGAUCAUCUCCAUCGUUCUUGGACAAGCAGUUCAUUUCUCCAAACACAAGUUUGCUAGCAACGUGGUAGAAAAGAGCAUUACUUUUGGCACAUUGGAACAACGUCUGGGCAUCACCCGAAUUCUGUCCGCGGUCAAUGAAAAGGGAGAAGGCCCUCUGCUGGGUCUUAUGCGAGACCAAUAUGGCAACUAUGUCAUCCAAAAAUCCUUGAGCGUUUUGGAAGGUUCGGAUUACAAAAUGCUUGUUAGCCGAAUUAUGCCAUUGAUGCCACUACUAAAGAAAUGCAGCUAUGGCAAACAAAUUGCUGGGAUUGAAGGGCAUCUUCACAAAUAUGGGCGCCCAACAUCUUCAUCUCCGUCUUCCCCUGUGGACAGCAACAAAGCACUUGACCUAGAUGUUGACAACAACGUGAAUGGCCUAACAUAUACCCGCGAUAAUAGCCCUAUCUACGAUUUAUCACCUGUUACCGCUGAUAGGAGCUCUAUUCCAAGUGCAAACACUAGUGUACUGGAAGAAUGUCAACAUGAACUGACGAAAGAGGAUGGCGGUGCCAUUCUUAAGCCAGCUGUCGUAUAA